Molecule: messenger RNA, 1607 nt
Organism: Prorocentrum cordatum
Lineage: Eukaryota; Dinophyceae; Prorocentrales; Prorocentraceae
Source: the annotation of a GenBank genome assembly
AGCCUUUUUGGCUCAAGCCUCUGCGGCUCAAAUAUCCACCCCUGGCCAGGCGGGGGCGGCGCCAUGCCCCGGGCUGGCCGCGCGGGGGCAUAGGCACUCCAUCCAGGAGUACUGCACACCACCUCCAUGACAGCACCGGGCGCCCUCCUCCUGGUACUGGGGCUGCCGCAGGCUUUCUGCGCCGCCCCUGCCUGCGCCGCUGGCGCUGUGCACUGCGACUCCCAGCUCAUCCAGACUCGGGUCCAGCCCGAGGAGGCCCCAAGGACCUGCCUCUGGACCGCAGGGGCUCACCAGGUCGCUGACGGUUCCAGUCGCGCGUCCGAGUGUGAACGGGACUGCGUCGAGCAGGACAAGGUCUGCCCCUUCGCCGAGGGCAGAUUCUGCUCCUGCGCGGAGGACUUCUUCCCGCCGCGGGGUGAGGGCGAGCUCGCUGCCAGCGUGGCCCUGGAAAACUCCUCCCGGGCGCGGCCGGUCAGGCGGUCUUCUGAGCGGCGGCAGGUGAGCUUCUUCGGACAGCGUGUGGUGGCGCCAGACGAGUGCCUCAGCAAAUUCACGAACAGUAGCACGUACACCGUCAUGAUCGUGUUUGCGGGGCGCAAGGCGACGAUGCAGGUCCUCCUGCGGUACGUGGACAAGAUGGUGCAUCAGUGCUCUGUUCACGAGGUGCACUUGUGGGACUACGCUCGGGACAAGCUCGACCACUACUGGAUGAAAGGCAUCGGUAAGAGGCGAAACGGCACCGAGGUACAGGUCAUGACCCACGGCCUGGACGGGCACGGGUGGGCCGAUGUGUACGAGUUCUACUCUUCAAAGAAAUCGGGUCCCGAGCGCCCUCGAUGGACGCCGCAGUCCACGCGGGCAACGCGGGAGAACACAGUGUUGGUGAAGGCAGAUGACGACAUUGUCUACAUAGAUACGUCUCGUUUCGAUUCUUAUGUGGAGUACAUCCGCACGCACCGCGAGAAGUUCAUUGUCCACGCCAACAUCGUGAACAACGGAAUCACCGCGUACUACCAGGCCAAGCACAUCCGGGAGCUCAAGGCUCGGAUCCACGGACUCGAAGAGUAUCCGCACGAGUAUGGUCAACCAGGCCUGUUCGGCCCACUUCUCCUCAACGGAGGCAGCCGCGCCUCAGACCUGCACCGGUAUUUCUUAGCUCACCGCCAGAAUUUCUCGUGGUCGGAGGGCUGCAUCGUCUACGGUAAGGAGGUUGCUGCCAGAUACGGGCAGCCCGGGCAGGGCCGCUUCUCCAUCAACUUCUUCGGCGCGCGUUGGGCGCAGUGGGACAACGUGCAUCGACUAGCUCUCAACCCAGAAGGGGACGAAGUCGGGAUCACUACCCAGGGCUCCGCGGAGGGUAAGGAGCAGUGCAUAUUCACCAGUUUCAACGUGUGUCAUUUCAGUUUCUUCACGCAAGCUGUAUCAUACGACGUUUAUCAAGCCUACGCGAAGCUAUCGAACCAGUGAACUGUGCAGAGGGGUCGGCGGCGUAUAUUCUCGGGCAUGGUUUCGCAUUGUGAGCGGCGACGCGGUCGGAGUAAAAUGGUAAUGUGUCGGCGGAUAUCUUCAAACCGUAGGCCCAGAGCUGCCGAUCCCUUUCCCAGGGC